GCUCCUGCCCAGGAACGGCUGCUCGUGCGAGGCGGAGGCGGAGGCGGGGCUGGCGCUGCCCCUGCGCCGGCGGCUCUUCGGGCCCGGCCCGGGGGGGCUCGACUUCGCCAGCGCCUUCGCCCCCGGGGAGCGGCCGCGGCAGCUGCGGCUGCGGGAACGGGAGUACCGGAGCUACCGCAACCGGGUGCAGACCCCCGCCGACCGCCUGCUCAUCGUCCCGGCCAACUCCCCCCUGGAGUACCCGGCCCAGGGGGUGGAGGUGCGGCCGCUGCAGACGGUGCUGGUGCCCGGGCUGAGCCUGCAGGCACCGCCCAGGAACAGGUACCAGGUGAACCUGACGGCCUCGCUGGGCACCCUGGCGGUGGCAGCCGAGGUGGAGGGCGUGGCGCUGCGGGGGGAGGGGCAGCCGCACCUGUCCUUGGCCGCCGCCCACCUGGACCACCUGAACCGGCAGCUGCAGUUCGUGACCUACACCAACACCCAGUUCCACCCCGACACCGCCGACAUCGUGCAGUUCUCCACCGACGGUCACUCCGCCGCCUUCUCCAUCCGCAUCCGGCACCCGCCCACCCCCCGCCUGUACGGCCCGGCCGGGACCCCCGGGGACGGCGACGGGGACGGGGACGGGGACAGUGAGAGCGCCGGGGACAGCGCCGGGGACGGGGGGUACAACAUCUCGGCGCUGGUGACCGUGGCCACCAAGACGUUCCUGCGCUACGACAAACUGCGCGGGCUGAUCGCCAGCAUCCGCCGCUUCUACCCCUCCGUCACCAUCGUGGUGGCCGACGACAGCCAGCGCCCCGAGCCCCUGUCCGGGCCACACCUCGAGCACUACCUCAUGCCCUUCGGCAAGGGCUGGUUCGCCGGGAGGAACCUGGCGGUGUCGCAGGUCACCACCAAGUACGUGCUGUGGGUGGACGACGAUUUCAUCUUCACCCCCCGCACGCGGCUCGAGAAGCUCGUGGACGUGCUGGAGAGAACCAGCCUGGACCUGGUGCGGGCACGGGAGGCACCGGGGGGGCAGGCGGGGCCGGUGUGACCCCCGAGGUCUGGGGAGGGUGGUCCCGGUUGCCGUGUGCGGUGCCCGGUGCUGGAGAGAACCAGCCUG
This is a messenger RNA of Pipra filicauda (Wire-tailed manakin), 1108 nucleotides long. Its product is annotated as beta-1,4 N-acetylgalactosaminyltransferase 1-like. The transcript is spliced from 7 exons. The record is from RefSeq and is a predicted model, not a curated record. The annotation marks the transcript as partial. Lineage: Eukaryota; Metazoa; Chordata; Aves; Passeriformes; Pipridae. Gene Ontology annotation, biological process: ganglioside biosynthetic process.